CUGCUCCCAAGCCAUGGGAGAUCUUUCCCCCCUAAAAAGGAAAGGAAGGCAUGUGAGGGAGAGCCAGGCAGAGCUGAGGGAAUGGCCUAAGGAGCAAGCAGGGCCUGAGGGAAAGAAGCAUCUAAUCGAGAAGGUCUGUGAACAACUUUCUGAUGACGGGACCAAAGGCGUAUCUGACCUACUCCACCAGCGUGGCUAUGGGGGCCCACAGCGGGAUUGAAGAAUGUAAACACCAGUUCACCUGGGAGCGCUGGAACUGCCCAGAAAGUGCCCUGCAGCUCUCGACUCAUAACAGACUGCGGAGUGCUACCAGAGAAACCUCUUUUGUUCAUGCCAUCAGCUCAGCUGGAGUAAUGUACACACUCACCAGAAACUGCAGCAUGGGAGACUUUGACAACUGUGGCUGUGACGAUUCAAGGAAUGGCCGUGUAGGUGGCCGAGGAUGGGUCUGGGGAGGCUGCAGUGAUAAUGUGGAAUUUGGCGAGAGAAUUUCCAAACUAUUUGUGGAUGCUUUGGAGACAGGACAAGAUGCCAGAGCUUUAAUGAAUCUGCAUAACAAUGAAGCAGGGAGACUUGCUGUGAAAGCAACAAUGAAAAGGACGUGUAAGUGCCACGGGGUAUCGGGCAGCUGCAGCAUCCAGACCUGCUGGCUCCAGCUUGCUGAGUUUCGAGAAAUUGGGAAUUAUCUGAAGAUAAAAUAUGACCAGGCCCAGAAGCUGGAGAUGGACAAGAGAAGGAUGAGAGCUGGGAAUAGUGCCGACAGCCGUGGGGCCACAGCAGAGACUUUCAGCACUGUGCUAGCCACAGAACUUGUCUUCCUGGAAGACUCUCCUGAUUACUGCGUCAGGAAUGCCAGUCUGGGCCUCCAUGGCACCGAGGGGCGGGAAUGCCUGCAGAGUGGCAAGAACUUGUCUCAGUGGGAGAGGAGGAGCUGCAGGAGGCUCUGCACUGAGUGCGGCCUGAAAGUGGAGGAGAAGAGGACUGAGAUUGUCACCAGCUGCAAUUGCAAGUUCCACUGGUGCUGCAUGGUGAAAUGCCAGCAGUGCAAACAGGUGGUUACCAAGCAUUACUGCUCCAGAAGAGAUGGCUCAUCCCCCAACACCACCAGGCGGCGGAACAGGGGGCACAAGAGAUAAUCGGCAACUCACUGCUGUUAAC
Messenger RNA from Mauremys mutica (yellowpond turtle), 1158 nucleotides. RefSeq names its product Wnt family member 8A (gene WNT8A). The record is from RefSeq and is a predicted model, not a curated record. Gene Ontology annotation, molecular function: frizzled binding; cytokine activity. The transcript has 6 exons. Gene Ontology annotation, cellular component: extracellular region. Gene Ontology annotation, biological process: multicellular organism development; cell fate commitment; canonical Wnt signaling pathway. Lineage: Eukaryota; Metazoa; Chordata; Testudines; Geoemydidae. Bases 153 to 1136 code for a protein of 327 amino acids.